UGUUUUCCGAGUAUGCACAUGUAAAGAUAUUGCCUGUUGGUCGACAAUUUGAUGGAAAUACCGUGCGACGCAGUCACUCGGGGUAGCUGGAAAACUGGAGACAACUUCUCUUCGGACCAAAUUUAACAUUGAAAACGUCGAUUCUGGUGAAGUUUUGUGCAUUCUUACCUAACACAGAUGCCCACAAGUCUUCAGCGUAAAUUAUUACCUGAAAGUCUUCAUAGAAACGAAGAUAUACCCUUUUUUGCUUUAAUCCUCGUUGUGAGCACCAUAACCUCGUUGUGAGCAAGACAAGCGCAGUGCGUGUCUGGUUUUAAUAUGUUAUUCAGAUGGUGAAAAUAUAAUUUUCAAUCUACCAAAGCAAUUAAAACGUUUUUGCACAGCAACAUUUCUUUGCAAGACGUUGUGCAUACCCCGAAGGGAGGCAUAUUAGUUUUGAACUGUCCGUCCGUCAAUCCGUCCGAAAACUUUAACAUUGGCCAUAACUUCCUUAUUAGUAAACGGAUUUGAUUCAUAUUUGAACACAACAUCCCUUAGCACAAGACCUUCCUACGGACCUGUAUAUUUUAUCUUGACCCCUGAAUGGCAUUUACCUUGAAGGUCAAAAUGUCCAAAAACAUUUAAGAUUGGCCAUAAUGUCCUUAUUAGUAAAUCAAUUUAAUUCAUAUUUAGGCACAACACCUCCUUGGACAAGGCUUUCCAAUUGACAUAUAUUCUUUUGACCUUGACCCCUGAAUGACCUUCACUUUGAAGGUUAAAUUGUCCAAAAACUUAAAAAUUGGUCAUAACUUCCUUAUUAGUAUACGGAUUCUACUCAUAUUUGGACACAACACCCGUUUAGACAAGACCUUCAAACUGAUCUAUUUUUUUUACCUUGACCCCUGAAUGACCUUCUAGAACAUCCAAAAAUUUUAACAUUGGUCAUAACGUGGAAUUAAUUCAUAUUUGGACACAAUGCCCCUUUGGACAGGACCUUCCAACUGACCUAUAUUUAUUUCACCUUGACAUUGAAUGACCUUCACAUUGAAGAUCUAAUUGUCCAAAAACAAAUAAUCUAUCUCGUCCAUAAAUCAAAGGACAAAGCACCACUUUGGGGACAUUGUCAACUUACCGUGACAAUUCUUGUUCUACAUACCUUGGUCAGUCUUCAGCUCAGGAUAAACACAUGUAUGUGUGUAUCACACAAAUUGUGAAAUUGUUGAAAUAUUCAUAAUCUGUCCGUGAUGUUCACUCGUGCCACACUAUAGUAUACGAAAUAAAAUACAUGAUUUACCUCCCCUGAUUAGUUCUUCUGUUAAUCUGAUGACUUGUGAAUAUGAAGAAUAAUUUUCAAUAGAUCUACUUUUCUUUUCAGUGAUUGGACAUGGGGUCGUUCAAGGGGAGACCGAAGCGAGGCAUCAAGUAUGCAAGUGUGAAACGAACUUCAUACCUUGAACGAAGGAAACGGUCAAUAUAUUCACCAAGGCCAUCGCCAAUAUGUAAACGAUUCAAAACUAUCAAUUUGAUGAAAUCUCCAGACAUGAAAACUUCCCCCCACAAGAAAAGAAAACACCUAUCAACGCCAUGUAAGUCAUCGCAGAAACGAAUACAUUUCCUGGUAGACACUGAAAAAGAUGUGGUUACAGUUAGUCCGCUGAAAUUACCUUUCAAAAUGCUUUCUCCACAAAAACAGUACAAUAAAAGUAAAAUUGACACUGACAAUUUAAAAGAAAAUAUCAAAUCUGGUAACACAUCGACAGAGAGACUGCUUCAAGAACUUGAAUGUACAAAUAUUGAAAAUGAAGAUGAAUUCGAAUUCAACAAAGAAUUUGACUAUUCUUACUAUUUUCAUAAAACAUUGCCUGUUGGAUUCAAGAUGCCUCAAGAAAUAGUGGACGAUUUAAAUGCUGAAAUACCUCAAGAAAUUGUGGACGAUUUGGGUACAGAAUUUCACCUAACAGAUGAUGAAUUUCAAGGUCUGAACAGCGAGGAAUCCAAACUUGCAAAUUUAUUGCCUGCUGUUAUCCAAGAAUUCAAAAAACAAGACAAAAGUGAUGUACUUGUCAAUUUUUUUCAAUUAGUAUCAGAAAACAAGUUUCCUAUGAAAAAUAUUUCAUUCCUGAUGUUUUGUGAUCUCGUGAGAUGGUUUUCUGAAACAGACACGCGCGGUAUGCGAUAUUCUCCAGAAUGUCUAGAAUUCUUCUGGGUUGGACGAAAAUUAUUCGGUGGGCGUUUCCUACGGUACAUGAGUGGCUUGAGAAAUGAAGGAGAAAUGAUCAAAGGUGGCGAUGCUUUCAACCCGGAAAAUUCAAGGAUUAACUUUGCCUGUCCUACCUUACCCGUUCUUCUAAACUUCAAGCCAAUGGGUGAAGAACUUCCAGUGAAAUUCAAACCGGGAGUGAUGCAAGAAAUGAUCACAUACAAGGCACAGAGAGACACAAAUGCAACCCAUAAAUCUUAUGUCAUUAUGUUUGAUGGUAAGAAAAUGAAAAGAAGUGCCGAUGUUGAUCUCCUUGGUUUUGAACCCGGACAGACACUGAAAGAUAAACAAGAAGAAAAUGAAAGGAAAAACAUUAUAAUCAACAAUGCUAUUGACACGAUUACCCAUGUCCAAGACUCGAGUAACACUGUGUCCGAAACACCAGAGAAAGACAAAAACACAGUUUUUACAACACUGCUAAGUUUGAUUCUAUUGUUCUCUACUGUAUUGAAAGAGUUGCGUAAAUUGCGAGUUAAGAAGGCAUAUUCACUAAACAAGCUUAAAGAACUGGCUGGUGUUGAAUGGCGAAAAUCUAAAUACUGCUAUUCAAUUGAUCUGAACAUGACACUUAUAUGGAAGAUUGAUAACUGUGUCGAUAAGUGCUUAAGAAUUCUGAAAGAAAUAUGCAAGACCGGUGCCUAUUUAAAUAAGGUUGGACAUUUAUUUGCGAAUGGGCCAGUUGUUACUCUAAACUGUCAACGUAAUUUGAGAAUUCUGAAGCCUGUUGAGAAGCUGCCACACGGUGACCAGUCAGACACGUCGAUAAUUAAACAACGCUCCCCAAAAUGGUUUAAGGAUAGAGAGGCUAUGAAGGUAACUGGUAGUACGAUAUACCAGGCCAUCGGAUUAGAUGGUUUGAAGCGCCAACAGAAACACUUUGAUCACAAAGUAAAUGGCGUUGAACCACAGGAAAUAAGUUUAGCACAACAAAGGGCUAUGGAUCAUGGAACACAAUCUGAGAUUCAUCACCUUGCAACUAUGUGCGGCAUUAUUCUACCAUUCUUGCAUCCAGAUUCUGUAUUUUACGAAGAAGGUUAUUACAGGGAAGGAAAUGUAUUAGUAUCACCAGAUGGUAGUGUGAGGUCUGGUGACGGCAAACCUAUGUACGCCUUCGAGGGAAAAUCUCCUGUAUUGAAAUCCCAUGUUCCGACGUUGCACGAAGCCGUGCCUGUUCGAUAUGUAACGCAGACAUUGUACGAAGCCAGAGCAUUAAAGACAGAAGCGACACUAUAUUUAUGCUGGACAGACAAUUCUUGCUCACUAUUCAAAGUUCCAUUCAGUGAGGACUUGUGUCGAGAUAUCGAUCAGGAGAUUGAAAGUGUAUAUCACACUGAUAAUCCAAAAAGGCCUUCAAGGGUAUCAGAUACAUCCAAAACAAUAAAGGAGGCUGUUUCAAAACACACCGAAAACUGUAUUUUCCUUGGUGAAUUUCCGUCGGUACAAGGCCGGUUUGAAAAUGCUUCAUUAUUGAUUACUGACGAUACGGCUUCACCAUAUGAAACUCAAUCUGAGCCGAAAAGUCCAGAUGAAUCAUUUACAUAUGACGAUCUGCAACGAGCUUUACUGUUAGGUAAAGAUGUUAUAGGCGAAUCCUAUGAACUUCAACGGUUAAUGGGUACGCAGGUUGUGGUAUAUCUGUUAGCAGACUUAGAUAGAUACUGGAAAGAGGAACAACCUCACGCUAUACCGGUUCUUUAUUUUUACCGGGGAUACAGUUUAAGCAUGGAGACCACUAGGAAAAUCAAUGAAAAAUGUAAAGCCGCCUGCAGGGAUGAGGGAUUAGAUGUCAUUGUUACUGCAGCUGACGGAGAAUUUAACACGAUAAUGGUUCGAGGCAGAGAUAACAAACCAUUAACACAACAUCAACUUAGCAAAGACGUAUGGAAAGAUGUAUGCAAGUUCUCCAAAUCUCAGAUAAUACAAGUAUUUCUACAGAAGUGUAAACCUGUUGUUCCGACACAUGAAAUCUUAGAAAACAAUACCCUUCAAACAGACGGUGGGACCAUGAAAAGAAUAAAGACACCAAGCAAAGGAUGGGUGAUACAUAAUGCAAAACGGAUCAGAGAAGAAUCUGAGAUAAAGCCUAUCGAAAAUGAGCAAGAUGAUAACACAGUCACAGUCUCAGAGGAAGUGGAAGAAACGGAAGAACCAGAGGCACCGAUGAAUACACCAGAUGAAACAGAAACUCACCAAGACGGAGUGCAAAUAAACGUAAAUGAAAUUUUUGAGGGACUAAAGCGAGUAAAUUCAGCAAAAUGGACAGACAUUUCACAAAGUACUAUUGCAGAUAUUUUCCAGUCCGCUGAUUCAUUGAGUAAGCUGACAGUGAAGGAGCUGACUGAGAUAGCUAAAUGUUUGAACAGGCGACAUGCUGAUAAGAAGUUGCAUAUAAAAGUAUCGGGAGUUCUAAAAUAUCAACUUGUUAACAGCAUUUCAAAGCAAGUUGGUGACGGAUCACAGAUUGUUCAGAAUGUCAGCGCAAAGAAAAGAAAUGUUCCGCCGUUGAAACAAUUAGCCCAGCGUGUUAUUAUGAAGAAGGCAUACCCAAAGAGAGUACUAAACAUUGCAUUAGCAAACUUCUUGUGGCCGGAUAAAUUGAGAGAAUGGAAAGAAAAUGCACGUGUUAAACAAACUAUUGAUAUUAUUGGUGUGUCACAAUCUUUGAGUCCAUACUACGUGCCAGACAAGAGUGAAGAUGGAGAUUUUGAAGUUUUCGUGUAUGACAAAACACAUUUGGGCAGCAAUUUGAGAAAAGCGAUUUGUUUAAAUAAAGUUAGUGGCGUUUCAAAGAAGGCUUGGGAUAAUGUAUCGCGUAUGAAACCAGAGAUCCUAAAUCCUUUACUUAUAGAAGUCUCGCCCGAAGGAAAGAUAGCUGACCAGAUGAAGGAAAGAUUUGCCAGAAAUAUGGUCAGUGAUGAUGUGGAAAAGUGCAUGAAUGAAAAUGGUAACCUGGAAGAGGCCACGUUUUGCAAGGUUAUCCGAGAAGGUCUGUAUGAAGCUGACGACACACCUGGCAUACCUGCUAUUGAAAGAUGUGAAAAAAGGUUGAAACUUAUAAACUGGCUAGACAAAGGGGUUGAUUUUGGUGAAUUUCCGCCAUAUGGUGCUUCUAUAAAAGGAUUGUCAAUUAUUUUAUACGAAGGUUUACGAUCUAGCUCUGAGGCCAAACUUUAUUUAUAUGCAUUAGCUAAAAAUGGCACAUAUUGUGUUCGUGCACCAAAUACUCUGUGUUCGGAAAGCUUCUUCUCUACUAUGCAGGAGAUGGAUCCAUGGGGCCAGGGCGUUCUUACAGCCGAUGGGAUAGAGAAGCACAUAUCUGACUUUACAGCCAUUACUGCAAUGAAAAUGAAAGACGACAGGUCGUUCUUCAUCAACACAAAACGUGAUAAAGUAUAUCCAGUGCCGAUAGUUUCUGCUACUGGUGAAAAUAGAGAAACUCAAACUGUUACGACAUGCUCAUGUAGGAAGGAUGGCUUCAUUCGGUGUAUUAUCCCAAAAGAUCACUUCUUUGAUACAGAGGCAAGAGUCAGAGGACAUAGACGACGAAUAAAAAAACCUCUCACGUUCUCGGAAGUAAACGACCCCCUCCGGGGAGACCAACCAGUUCGGGCACGAUACGGAUAUAAAAUUGAUGAAUCGAAAAUUUUAACGUCCAAACGUAUUGGGGUGGAAUUCAAUUAGUAUAAGUGAAGUAACAUUUACUAGGACUCGAAAUGUUUGUUCUUUCUAUUGUUACUGAAAGGGCCAAAACUUGAGGCGGUAACACAUUGUAACUCUGAUACACUGGUAACAGUCGCAUAUGGAUACUUAGUUAUAUUAUAAUGUAGAUUGACCGAUAUUGGACACAUAUUGUAAUCUUUCAUAAUGCUGAACUUUUGACUUGAAUGUCUAUAUCUUUGGUAGAUUUAUGAAAGAUUUGAUUUAAACUAUUACCAUGAUAAUAUUUAAUGCUUCAUGUUAAGAUGGCAAUAAAUUGUACGUACAUAAAAGAUGCCUUUUACCAAGUACACUUCCUUACAAAGUUGACAUACUUGUAUAAAAAAAUUUAUUAAUAUUUCAUGAAUCUGAUUUGAUUUUCUAUUUCUCAAUAUGGCACUUUCGAUACAUCUUCUGAAAGCAAUAAAACUGGGAGAUAUAACAAAACAGCCAUACUUUCAUUAGAACAAAUAUAAUUAUAAAAUGAUUGUAUUUGAACAAAACGAAUCACAGAAUAAAUCAUCACAGAAUAUACAUUGGAACUUUUAGUAUAACAACAAUAAAACUGGGAACCAUACUUUCAUUAGAACAAAUAUAAUUAUAAAAUGAUUGUGUUUGAACAAAACGAAUCACAGAAUAAAUCAUCACAGCAUAUACAUUAGAACUUUCAGUAUAACAACAUUAAAAAUAUUGCAAAUAAAAUAUGUUCAAGUCUGGCUAGUCUGCUAAUCAAACAGUACAACAUAACGCAAUAGGGUCAUGAUGGCCUUAUAUCGCUCAAGUGAGUACCAUUGCUCUAUAUGAUAUGUUAAGUUCAUAUGACAGACCACAAUAGCAUCAUCAUAAUACAUAUUUGUUGUUUGUAACAAUGACCUUGACCUUCAACUUAGGGCCAUGCAUAACUAAGCGCCAAUCCCUAAACCAAGUUUGAGGCUCCUAGGUCCGAGCAUUGCAAAGUUGUGAAUUUUUGUAUAAAUGGUCAUGGUGACCUUGAGCUUUGGCCUAGGACUCAACUGGUCCAAGGAAAACUUCCCACAAAGUUUGAUCUGCCUACACUCAAGUGUCAGCAAGUUAUUAGGUUUUUUAUGUUAAAGGUCAUGGUGACCUUGAUCAAUGUUGAUGGACAGACGGACGACGGACAUCAGACGGUCACAAAAGCUCACCAUGAUCAAAGUGCUCAUGUGAGAUGAAAACCGCUACAAUUAAUAUUUUUUAACAUUUUGUAUUAUGAAUCACAGCAUAAAUCACCACAUCAUAUAAAUCAUUGUGGCAUAAAAUGGAACUGUACGUCACCAGAAAGAAUAUGUUUUGGGUUAAAGAGACUGCUGAUGUUUUCUAAAACAAUAACCAUUGGGAUUUUGACACGGACUGAAUUUCGAAGAUCCUGUCCUGUAUCAUUUUUAGAUAAAAAAACACAUAUAUUCUCACAACGAUGUGUUUGCUUUUAGAUCAGCAAAACGGCAGUGGUAUGAAAUACACAUAUGAUGUUUACAAUGAAAGACAGUAUUAAUGCUAGAUUGCAUUAUGCUUCUAAACUCUGAGGAGAGUUGUUUCAUGAGUAAAACAUAUUAUACUUGAAUACAAAACAUAAAAUACAUGCAAACUUGUGUGUAAAGGUUGUAUUUGAUGCAGAAUCAUAUCUGAAAAAAAAUCUGAAUGUAUGCAGGUAUAAAACGCUUGUAAUAACAACAAAUCUAAAAACAAAUAUAACACAAAAUAUAUAUGUCUUAUCAGUAAAACUCUACUGCCUUUACAUUGCAGACUCCUGUGAAAACUUUAAGCAACUGUAUCAUAUGUUGGCGAAGAAGAAUUGUAGAUGAUGCCUUAUCUAUGUAAAAUUUGUGUCUAAAUUGUCUCUGUAAAUUAUCAUAUCAUGAACAUUAGAAUACCCUGUUAAAUAUAUUUUACCCGAUUUUGCAUGGUAUACAACCUUUAAAUCGUUAAGAAACAUUUAACAUCAUAUACAAUAAAUUAUCUAGUAAUACUUCAAAACAAAAACUAUUUCAGUAUGAGUAUGAACAUUUGGUUGAUACCAAUGUUUUACUACAGCAAAUUCACAUUCAAGAGUUCCGGCUAAGUCAUAAACAUGUGGCAAAUGGACCGGGCACUACUACACUUGUCCUUGACCGUAUUCUUCACAUUCACAGCACGCUUGAUCAAUGCAGUCAUUUGUCUCCUUUAUGGAAUUUACCAUUCAUGUGCCUUCCCAACGCUUGU
Ruditapes philippinarum (Manila clam) is the source of this 8152-nucleotide messenger RNA. RefSeq lists its product as uncharacterized. The record is from RefSeq and is a predicted model, not a curated record. The transcript is spliced from 4 exons. NCBI's taxonomy places the organism in Eukaryota, Metazoa, Mollusca, Bivalvia, Venerida, Veneridae. Bases 1364 to 5920 code for a protein of 1518 amino acids.